UCGUUGUGGCUUGUUAAAUAAAUUAGUUUUGUGGUUUCAGUGAACGUGGCGAAAUUAAAUAGAUGAGAAAAUUAGAUGCACAGGAGGCCUGGGGCGCCGAUAGAUUAGAAGCACAGUUAGAAGCGGCCCGGGAUGGUCUUCGGGGACUUGAUCGAAGUAUUCGGAAAAUCCUCGGCCGGGAUCUUCCCGACGGAGAAAAUGGUCCAGUACAACCGCCACCCAGGCUAUCGCAAAAGAGGCCAUUGCAAGAAGAUAGAAGGCGUGUUGUAUCAGACUUUGUCAAUAAUGAAUUAUCUGGUGGAAAACGUCGAUGGCAGGGAUCAAAUGGAGAACCAAAGACAGUUUUCAGUCGUUUAAGUGCAAGAGUUCCUUCCAAUGCUGAUGAUAGUGCAGAUGAAGAUGAUACUGUUAUUAAGCCAGCUGUGUCUUCAAGGGUAAUAGCAACCCCGAGAGAAAUCCCAUCUAGGCAGGAAGUUAUCAGAAGAGAAAGAAUAGAUGAAAGAAGUAGACAAAGAAAUAAACGAAUGUUUGGUGCUCUGUUAGGCACCCUGCAGAAAUUUCGACAAGAAGAAACCAAACUUAAAGCAAAGGAAGAUAAAAAGGCAGAAGUGGAGGCAAGAGUGGAAGAGGCUCGAAGAAGGGAGAAGGAAGAAUUACGAAGGGAAAGGCAACAGUUGUUCUUGUCGCGUAAACGACAAUUAGCCGAAGUACGCGCAUUGGAAGUAAAAUUGGCGCGCAGUCGGCAGUUCCAGGAUUGGCGUGCUGCACAAUUACCACUCGCUUCGUUUAUAAAAACCCGUGCUCAGCCACCUAUUUAUUAUGCACCAAAGCGUAAACAUCCACAAACUGACAUUCUUCUGGCCGAAUCUGCAAAGGAACUUCAUGAGGAGAUUGAAAGAAGAGAGAAAGCAUUAGUCGAGGAGUUGGAGUUAAUCGAAGUACAAGUAGGUCUUGGAAAACACCAACAAAACUUUGAUGGAACGACAUCGCUGAAUGCGACAACGGAGGUCCAACAGUCUGCGGAAGAGGGUGAGGAGAAUCGUGAUCCGAAUCCAGAGAAGAAUUCGGAGUCAGAAAAUAAUGAAACGGCGGAUGUCUCAGUGAAAUCUGAGAAGGAUGAAAACUACGAUAAUAAUUCGAAUGAGGUUGAAAAGAAGGAGGAAGUACAAGUAGAUGAAGCAAAAGAUGAAAAUAAUGGCUAGUAUUAAAUGUACUUACGAUGCUUGUACAUAUUACGUACAUUGGGUGGUCCAACGAAGGAAAAGAUGGAGUUUUUCUUACUCGAUACUUGACGCGUGUGGAUAAAUUUUACAAUUUUUCGAAAGAAUUGUCACUUUCUACUUGUUCUCAUACAGAUAAAUUCAUUCCCUUCAUCAAAUUGCAUACUCAUUUUUUCAUCUUGCGUCGGCCGACGAGUCUCGUUCAAAUUUUUCGUAGGUAUAAGAGAAUAGUAACCGUUUAUCGAAAUCCCAUAUUUUUUAAAUGGUACACAUUUGUAUUAUGGCUACUUGUAGCGUAUCACUUAAGUAACACCCACAUCCUGAGUAGAACGAAGUAACGCGGUGGAAGAAUAAGUAUGUCGAUAAAGUACCAUAAAA
Dufourea novaeangliae is the source of this 1598-nucleotide messenger RNA. RefSeq names its product pinin (gene Pnn). Bases 63 to 1202 code for a protein of 379 amino acids. Gene Ontology annotation, cellular component: catalytic step 2 spliceosome. The transcript has 5 exons. Lineage: Eukaryota; Metazoa; Arthropoda; Insecta; Hymenoptera; Halictidae. The record is from RefSeq and is a predicted model, not a curated record.